AUGGCUCUACAACAGCAGCAUCCAGGAAGCGCGACGACUGGGGAUGAACCUUGCGAAGAAAGUCCCUAUGGCAUCUUCGUAGAGGAAGAUCUCAUCGAUGAUUCGACUGGAAUAAUCCCGACAAAGGGACUAGGCAUAACGCUCAGCCUGAAGGAACGGUUCGUAAGGCGCCUAUCAAAGAUGCUAGGCACCGCAGCGAACAUACGAGAGGCGCCCAACGUCGACGCCAUGGAUGUCUUCUUGACUAGAGACAAACAGUCGCCCCGGCCAAACAUUGCGCUUGAUGAAGGACUACGCAAAUUUGUGCGCGAGCUCGAAGAUGGGCUGGCCGCUGUUGCGACUCAUUCUUCUGGACCGCCACUCGACCGCGCUUGCUCAGAACUAUGGGAUAUCAUUCUUAUAGCCAACUACGAUAAAGUCGAACAAGUCAUACGAAGUAUACAAAAGGGCUUCGAAGAGAACCGGACUACGUUCGAUGAGCUUGUUACGAGAAUGUUCGGCAUUGAUGACGCUAACGCUAAAGGGUCACUGAUGGAUCGAGAACUUGGCGAUGAUAUCAUCAGGCUAUCUCACGAUGUCCAUGCUUUCGAUGGCUCAAUGAGAGAUUUGAAUAAACUCAUCCAGUUCGCUUCAACUACAACCAGGGUAAAUCACAAUCUACGGGAUCGGCUGCGAUACCUUCUAGAGAAGACUCACUUCGCCAACAAGUUGUUCGACCUCAUCUGCGCCCUCGGCUUUCCCGAACGUCUCUACAGCACCUUGGUUCGGGCUGCUAGGUCUUCGCAAACGUUCAGGAACGUUAACUUCCACUUAAGGCCUCAGUCGCCGGUGAAGAAUGUUUCGUUUGCCACUCCGAUGGCGAGCGCGAUGUCCUUAAGCACCAUCAAGCCGACCUCACCACCUCGAAAGGAGAAGUCGAAGCGGAUGCAGCAGUACGAAGCGACAGCGAUCGAAACGGCAAUUUCGGCUCCUAUCCUAGCCUCUGUUCCUCUUCCUCUUCCUUCUCCUCCUCCUCAGCAAGCUCUCACCAGCCUCGGUCCACUAAUGACCGUGGUGCAGCCUUACCUCAAUCAAAAGGAUCGAGAUCUUGCACUCCAUUGCCUGCAGCCCGCAACCAAGCGCGAGACAGCACAACUCGUCGGCACCGUUGUCAGAGAGAGACUGCUACAGAUGCAGACAGCCGCAUGGUUCAGUUUCGGCUUCGUGACUGCAAAGGAUGAAGAGCAAGAAAGACAGCUAGCAGGGCUUUACGUCGCAAUAUUGAAGGAGGCCGAAGAUCCCGAAGCCGCAUUCCGCGAACUUCAUACUGCCUUGGAAACGCAUUCUAUGGUCAAAGUCUUCGAUAAGUACGAAUACAGCCAUUUCCGAAACUUGUUCCCCUACCUCAAGACCUUCCUCUCCAUACCACCCACCAAGCGCUCCACCGUCUGGCGCCUACGACAAUUCAUCCUGGAUCCGGUUGACGACGAGCCCCCGGCCUGUUUGCAGCGCGAUUACGGCUUCAAAUACUGUCGUCAGCGCGAGGAAGUCCUUCGCCUCAAGGAAAUAUACAUCAACAUACUGAAGAAGCUGGGCCCGCAAAAGCUGGAUGUGGCAUGUGUUAACGGCCGCCUUUCUGAGACGGCAAUGAAAGAGGGAGUUCAUGUUGAUCCGAAGGAUAGGCGGUUUCUGAAGAAUGACUACGGUUCACCGUUCCUGGGAGUGGACUGUGAAGGCGGCCUUGAGAACUACUGCGGCCCGUUCUACAGGAAGCCGUUGAAGCUGUAG
This is a messenger RNA of Alternaria conjuncta, 1767 nucleotides long. RefSeq lists its product as uncharacterized. The transcript is spliced from 2 exons. The record is from RefSeq and is a predicted model, not a curated record. Bases 1 to 1767 code for a protein of 588 amino acids. Lineage: Eukaryota; Fungi; Ascomycota; Dothideomycetes; Pleosporales; Pleosporaceae.